Molecule: messenger RNA, 3012 nt
Organism: Bactrocera latifrons
Lineage: Eukaryota; Metazoa; Arthropoda; Insecta; Diptera; Tephritidae
Exons: 3
Coding region: 293-1618 (441 amino acids)
Source: RefSeq, a predicted model, not a curated record
AGGCACCUUGUCGUGGUGCGGGGGCUUAGUCGAAUCAUUAAUCAGACCUUAUUAGCGGAUGGCAGUGUACACAUUUGAGUACCAGUGCUUGGUGUUUGCACUCCAUUCCCCUGACUCGGGCUGCUUUUUGAACGAUGACCAAGUUCUGCCAAUACCCCCUAAUCCAGGGUGUAAAGCGACACCGUGCCCAUUGGAUGGUUUGCAGCCAGGGGGUUUACCAAACCGGCUGUAUUUGAACGGCGCCUUCCUGACACCGGGCCGCCUCAGGGAGUAACUGUGGCCUUACCGCGGCAUGGGGCGCUGUCGUGGUGUACCGUUUGAAUUCCCCACUAUAUUACUUAGACUACUGAGCUCGCCUCGUCGAGCAGGUGGUCGUACGAACAAGAUGAAGUCAACUAACAAUUAUACAAAUUACAAUUCAAAUCAACAAGUAUUAACUCAGUUAAUAGGUCAAUUGAUGAGAGGUGGCGACUCAUCAAAUGGCUAUAGAGGAAGAAGUGGAGGUGGUGGGUCCAGACAAAGACGCGUCAUCAGACGAACAGCCACAAGAAUAAGACGUCGACCAGGAAUUAGAACGCAUGCCAGUGCAUCAACGCGACGACCACUGUCUACUAAGCCAUCAAGUAGCGGAACGAGUACGAAGAAAACUUCGUCAACAAGUGCAACACCAAAGCGAAGUGCCACAGAAAGUAAUGCUGAACCUGACAAGAAAAAAACCACUUUGGACGACAAAACCAAAAGCGGUGACACUAAGGAAAGCAAAGCAAAAGCAAACGAUCCUAUUUUGAAGGGGUUGUGCGAAUCGGGGGUGCGAUGGUAUAUGCGAUAUAUAAAAGAAGGUUUAGAACCAAAAGUGGCAUGCAAAAAAGCUUGGGAACACCGUACAGAACCGGUGGAAUAUGAACCUCAAUGGGGAAAAGAGUUCCAACCGAGAGAAGUCGAAGACGAGCCCAGAUACCGACAGCGGAUACGAAGAAGGGUAGCAAAAAGUGUUGAGAUCAACGAGGAUUACCGUAUUGCGGUACAUCCCAAAGAUUUCCCAGAUCAAAUGCUGGACUUGGAUUCGGUAAUAGCACUGGAAGAGGCCAUUGCGACGGAAAUAGCUAAAGGAGCCAGUGGAAAACUGCAAUUCUCCAAUGCCCAUAUGCGACCAGGUGCAUUACUCUGUGAUUGCGUAAAUGAGGAAACCGUUAAUUGGCUAAAAGAUAUCGUCGCCAAGCUAUCUGAAUGGGAGGGUCCCGAGCUGACGACAAGCCAAGAACGUGUUAUUCCAGAUGCUUAUGUGAUGACAGCGGCUUUACCGAAGAGCACUGAGCAAGAUUUCCAACGCACAUUGGCCUUGAUUGCUGCGCAAAACGAAGAUUUAAAUACCGAAGUAUGGAAAUUAGUGAAUGAACGUACAGAGGAUGGAAAGAAUGUGGUGACGAUACGUGUAGAUAAGGAUUCCUUCAAUACAAUGAAGCGACAUGAAUGGAAGCUUUAUUAUCGAUUUGAAAAAGUCAACGUACAUUUCCAUCGCUACUUAAGGUAUAGCGAAAAGCCUACUUUAUGGAUAACGAACCCUAGUUGCCACAAACAAAAUCAGGUGAAACCACCUGGUCCAUCAAAUGCAGUAUAAAAUAAAAUAGACCAAAAAAAGAAAAAAAAAACGUUCCAAAAUCUUCCCUCGUCCAAUAAAGUGAUGUCUUUGUCUUCCCACUUGCAACAUCUCCAAAAUCCUAAGUGAAUAGAAGUUUGAGCGGAAUGAAAAUACUUUUAUAACCAAGAAAUGAGUUCGUUGUUGGCGUUUACUACCAAUCUGGGUUGCCCAAACUUGUUCCGGUAACUUUGGUAUGUGUUUGCCUGUCGGAUGAUAACCAUCGGCAUCGGCUACAUAUGUCAUCGUGAUGGGUAUGCCUUCUGCCGAAAUGUACUGCACCACACCACUAUGGCCGAACUUAUUUCCCGCUGCUUUUGUUGUGAUGCCGUUGGAUGUUUGGAAUUCGUAAUGAAAAUCACCGCUUUCACUCGGUGCUUGGUUUUUGUAGUAUAUGAUGUGUGCAUCACGAUCAAGUGGUUUUACAGCCGCAUACACAGGUUGCAAGUGUUGUACAAAGAUAUCACAGAUGACUACACACAAGAGGAGACGUUUAAACUGCAAAUGGAAGAGAGAAGAGAAGAGAGCAACUAUUUAUUAUCCAUAAAGGACUAUAGUUAAGCCAGUUAAAUUAAGCGGUGCAUUAAGAACAAACCGUUGUUUGGAAUUGUCCAACUAUGCUGUAUCGAAUUUUACGUGUCACCCGUAUUUUAAACAACAUUCCCAUUAUUUGAUUCGUAAUAGCGUCCAAUGACACAGCUGACGGGAAAUGAAUAUAUUCUGAAAGCACCGUCCGGAAGUUCAGUUAGCAGCACGUUUAUUUGUUUUUCCAUACACAUACAACACAAUGAAUCUGCCGCUGGCGGAUUCGUAACGAAAUGAAGCGGGUUUCUGGCGCGAUGGAAGCUUUUAUAGAUGCGUCGCUGAUAUGCAAAUUAAUUCGGCAAACAAUUCUUAAAAGAAGAGAAAAAUUGUCGUCGUUAAUUAGUUUAGUGUCACAAAAACGACAUAUCCAUCCCUCUGCAAGUUGUUUAUGUCAACUCGAGUGUUUAAUGCGACGUGACGCCUGCGUAUUUCACUCAUCAAGCACUGAGCAAUAGUAAUGCAUGCAACAACCGCUAUGUAGAGUGCGCUUUGAUCGUUAGGAAUCUUGUUUGGCACGUUUGUUGAAUAUGUGUCUUUUGCGGAAUUAAAUAAAUAUUAUGUAAUGCUUAAUUUCAACCAUAUUAAUUGAACUGACCGAUGGAGUUGUCAACUGAUCGCUGCAUAAAUCAUAAACAUCAUCAGAAAAUCUACUUAAUUCACCAAUUUCUACAUACUGUGCAUUUGGAAGCACGUGAUGCUAUAGAAGUAGCCCUAUGGAGCGAGAAUAUUUAUAUCAGUAUCAAAUAAAUAAAAUCUUCAUUUGUGCGCCGAUAUGGCAGCCACUAACUAAA